Colletotrichum lupini is the source of this 363-nucleotide messenger RNA. RefSeq names its product pantothenate transporter liz1. Gene Ontology annotation, cellular component: membrane. Gene Ontology annotation, molecular function: transmembrane transporter activity. Lineage: Eukaryota; Fungi; Ascomycota; Sordariomycetes; Glomerellales; Glomerellaceae. The coding region runs from base 1 to 363 and encodes 120 amino acids. The record is from RefSeq and is a predicted model, not a curated record. The transcript is spliced from 2 exons.
AUGGCAGAAUCAUCGCCUCAGCCUUCAAAUACGCCCUCGCGGUCAUUUCGCUCUUUCAUCUGGGACACGGAUACGCACCUGAAGAGUCAUGAGGAGCGGGUAUUGCUUCGCAAGUUGGAUUGGUCAAUCUUGACCAUAGGAUGCUUAGGUUUCUUCAUGAAGUAUCUCGACCAGGGAAACCUCGCAAACGCCUACGUCUCAGGAAUGCAGGAGGACCUCAAGAUGUUUGCCAAUGAGUAUACGUAUGCUCAAAUGGUUUACACCUGCGCCUAUGCUGUGAUGCAAAUUCCAAGUACUUUAAUUGUUCAGAAGAUUAGGCCGAGCAUCUGGUUGGCCGCAAUGGAAGUCGGAUGGGGUAGUUAG